AUAGUUUACAUGGGAGAAUCUUCAUUUUCCCCAUCAUCAUCAUCAGGAGAGAAAUCAUUUUCCGAGUCAUCGUUGACAACAUUAGAUGUUAAAGCAAUGACAAAAUCACACUUUGAUAUGCUUGGAACAUACUUGGACAGAAAAGAGAAGGUUGAGGAUCAGAUGCUUUACUCUUACACUAGAUGUAUCAAUGGUUUUGCUGCAGUUCUCGACGAAUCUCAGGUUGCAGCACUUAAUGAUAAUCCAGGGGUGGUAUCGAUUUUUGAGAACAAAGAAAACAGAAUGUACACAACACAUUCAUGGGAUUUUCUUGGAUUUGAGAAAAAUGGAGUACCUUCUCUCUACUCGCUUCAGAAGAAGGCAAACUUUGGAGAAGAUAUAAUUAUUGGAAAUCUUGACAGUGGUAAGGCUAUGUCCUUGGAUUUAUAAGAGAAAAAUAGCUAACCAGGUCCAUAUUGUUUCUUGUCACCUGUAAUACUCUCUUACAUUUUUUGGUUGCAUGCCACUGAUUUAGGUGUAUGGCCGGAAUCUAAGAGCUUUAACGAUGAAGGGAUGGGUCCUGUGCCAUCAAAAUGGAAGGGGACUUGUGAUGAUGGAGGUGGAGUAACUUGUAAUAAAAAGCUUAUUGGCGCAAGGUACUUUAACAAAGGUUUUGCUGCUAACAAUGGCCCUGUACCGGAAGAGUGGAAUACUGCUCGUGACGAUGCCUCAGGCCACGGGACCCACACCUUAUCAACUGCUGGUGGUAGCUAUGUUCCUGGAGUAAAUGUUUAUGGUGUUGGCAAUGGAACUGCUAAGGGUGGAGCGCCAAAAGCUCGUGUAGCUACUUACAAGGUAUGCUGGCCUUCCGCUAAUGGUGGAUGCACUGAUGCUGAUAUCUUGGCUGCCUAUGAUGCUGCCAUUUCUGAUGGAGUUGAUGUGAUCUCAGUGUCACUGGGCUCUGACGAGCCUAUACAAUUUUAUGAAGAUGGAAUCUCCAUUGGCUCCCUCCAUGCCAUUAAGAAAGGCAUUCCAGUGAUUGCUGCAGGAGGCAAUAAUGGACCAAGUGAUGGAUCCAUAACAAAUGGGGCUCCCUGGUUGUUCACGAUUGGUGCUAGUACAAUGGAUCGUGAGAUUUUUACCACUGUUACUCUUGGCGACAAGAAGCUUUUCAAGGGAAAAACUCUGGCAAGUAAAAACCUGCCGGAUGGAAAAUUAUAUCCACUAAUUAACGGUGCAGAAGCAGCGCUUGCCGAAGCAACACCUAGAGAUGCACAACUAUGCUUAGAUGGAACACUUGAUCCCAACAAGGUUUCUGGGAAAAUCAUACUGUGCCUUCGAGGACAAAGCCCGAGACUGCCGAAGGGAUACGAGGCUGAGCGUGCUGGCGCUGUUGGGAUGAUAUUAGCUAAUGAUAUUAUAUCUGGGGACGAACUUUACUUGGAAGCUUAUGAGCUCCCGUCUGCCCAUAUCACUUAUGCUGAUGGUGAAUCUGUCAUGGACUACAUCAAAGCAACCAGAAAUCCUACAGCAUCAAUUAGCCCUGCAAUUACAAAUUUUGGAGUAAAGCCAAGUCCAGCAAUGGCCAAAUUCUCAUCAAGGGGACCUAGUAAAAUUGAGCCAGCAGUACUUAAGCCUGAUGUCACCGCACCUGGGGUCGAUGUAAUUGCUGCUUUCACCGAGGCUAUAGGGCCAUCUAGAAGACCAUUUGACAAGCGCCGGACUCCUUACAUGGUAAUGUCUGGCACUUCAAUGUCAUGCCCUCAUGUUUCCGGCAUUGUUGGCCUUCUUAGAGCUAUCCAUCCAGAUUGGAGUCCAGCUGCUCUUAAAUCUGCAAUCAUGACAACAGCAAAAACAAAAUGUAACAACAAGAAGAGAAUGCUUGAUUAUGAUGGACAACUUGCAACCCCAUUUAUGUAUGGUGCUGGACAUGUGCAGCCAAACUUGGCAGCAGAUCCUGGCCUAGUUUACGACACAAACGUGAAUGAUUACCUAAGCUUCUUGUGUGCCCAUGGCUAUAACAAGACCUUGCUGAACGCAUUCUCAGAUGGACCUUAUACAUGCCCUGAGAAUUUUAGUUUUGCUGAUUUCAACUACCCUUCAAUCACAGUUCCUGAUCUUAAAGGCCCAGUAACUGUUACUCGCCGAGUGAAGAACGUAGGGGCUCCAGGAACAUACACGGUUAGCAUUAAGGCACCAGCCAAGGUUUCAGUAGUUGUUGAACCUUCUAGCUUGGAGUUCAAGCAAGCUGGUGAAGAGCAACUUUUCAAGCUUACUCUUAAGCCUAUAAUGGACGGCAUGCCUAAAGACUACGAAUUUGGGCAUCUAACAUGGUCAGAUGGCUUGCACCGUGUCAAGAGUCCUCUUGUAGUGAAGCAUGUGUAGAUGGGAUUAUUGCCUACAAUCCUCGAUCAUCUCUUAAUUUGUAGGUCAUAUUGGGAAUGGUGGAAGAACAAGAGAUGAUAAGCUGCACAAGGAGAAGAUUUCAUUGUAGAUAAAAAAUUUGUGUAUCAUGGCCAAAAACAAUUUCUGCGUUGUACUGAUACAUGCACAAAUGUAUUUUCAUCAACCUUUUCCAUCAUUCUAUUAUUCUAUUCAAGUGUUGCUCUCCUCCAUUCACUAA
This is a messenger RNA of Populus trichocarpa (black cottonwood), 2602 nucleotides long. RefSeq names its product subtilisin-like protease SBT5.4. Gene Ontology annotation, molecular function: serine-type endopeptidase activity. Gene Ontology annotation, biological process: proteolysis. NCBI's taxonomy places the organism in Eukaryota, Viridiplantae, Streptophyta, Magnoliopsida, Malpighiales, Salicaceae. The record is from RefSeq and is a predicted model, not a curated record.